Nannospalax galili (Upper Galilee mountains blind mole rat) is the source of this 1502-nucleotide messenger RNA. RefSeq names its product CD84 molecule (gene Cd84). The transcript is spliced from 10 exons. The coding region runs from base 21 to 1502 and encodes 493 amino acids. Gene Ontology annotation, biological process: positive regulation of type II interferon production; T-helper 17 cell lineage commitment; T cell activation. Gene Ontology annotation, cellular component: external side of plasma membrane. The record is from RefSeq and is a predicted model, not a curated record. Lineage: Eukaryota; Metazoa; Chordata; Mammalia; Rodentia; Spalacidae.
GUGACGCAGAUUUGCUGGAGAUGGAUGGGAUUCUUGGGGAGUCUGUCACUUUCCCUUUAAAUAUACAAGAAUCACAGCAAGUUAAGAACAUUGCCUGGAUUUCUAAAUCAUCUGUUGCUUUUGUGAUACCGGGAGUCUCGGGAGCACCACCUAAAGUUGUUGUAACUCAAAAGAAUUAUGAAGGACGAAUAAAAGUUGUCAAUCAGAACUAUAACCUUGUGAUUAAAGACCUGAGGAUGGAAGAUGCAGGAACCUACAAAGCAGACAUAAAUAUAGAAAGCGCCAGUCACACCAUCACAAAGCUCUACUUCUUGAACAUCUAUCAUCGACUUGGAAAACCAAAGAUCACACAGAGUUUAAUAACACUCAAAAACAACACUUGUAAUGUCACACUGACAUGCUCUGUGGGGAAAGAAGAAAAGAAUGUGACAUAUAGUUGGAGUCCCUCUGGAAAAGAAAGCAAUGUCCUUCAAAUCUUCCAGACCCCUGAACACCAAGAGCUGACUUACACUUGUACAGCCCAGAACCCUGUCAGCAACAAUUCUGACUCCAUCACUACUCAGCAGCUCUGUACAGAGAUCCCAGGCCUCCAUCCUCGUCGCAUCAGGUUGCUCAGUGGUCUGGCUGUUCUCGCUCUGCUUAUUCUCAUUGCGUCUUCAGUGUUUCUGCUCCAUUUAUACAAGAAGAGGCAAGUCUUUAGCAACAGCCCAGGGGCCUUCAGGCUUCCCUGGAGAGCAGCCAGAGAACGUCAGUUAUCCAUAGGCAAACUGACAGACCACCACAAGAACCAGAGUAGAGCCAAUCCAGAGAGGAAAACACGACUGAAUGUCACCCAGUCCUACUCCUUGCAAUUCAACAACCUGACGAUGGCAGACAGUGGAUUUUAUACCGCCCAGAUAACCCUAAAGAGCUCUGAAAUGGAGGUCUCCAGUUAUGUUCUGAGGGUCUUAAAACGACUGAGUAAUUUACAAGUUAGCAAUCAUAUUCAACUGUCUGAGAAGGGGACCUGUGAAAUCCACUUGGUCUGCACUGUGGAGAAUCUAAAGUGUGCUGAGUCAUUUGGAUGGCUGGCCUCAGGAAACAUCUCUCUAAGUGAAUCAAACCUUACUGUCUCUUGGGACCCCACGAAUUCCAGUGAUCUGAAUUACACCUGCAUAGCUGAGAAUUCUGUCAGCAAUUUGUCUGUCACUGUCUCUGCCCAGAGUCUCUGCAAAGAUGUUUUUCCUAAGGAAAAUCUACACUGGGAUAAUAUAUGGACUAUAAUUAUAGUUUCGAUUGGUAUAAUCAUUUUAGUAUUCAUAUAUGCUUGGAAGAAAAGAACAGCUUCCUCACAGAACACAGAGUACACCCUAGGCUCUCCAGGGAGCACUGUGUAUGCACAGGUCACUCAUCCAAACCAGAGCAAGCCUAUUUGUCCCAGGGCAACUGCUCUUAACAACAUCAAACCAGUGCGGGUCUCGGCCUUCAUCAAGAAGCUUCUCUUUGCCACUAAAAGCAAUUAA